This is a messenger RNA of Alosa sapidissima (American shad), 2588 nucleotides long. RefSeq names its product intermediate filament family orphan 1b (gene iffo1b). The transcript is spliced from 9 exons. Lineage: Eukaryota; Metazoa; Chordata; Actinopteri; Clupeiformes; Clupeidae. Bases 396 to 2363 code for a protein of 655 amino acids. The record is from RefSeq and is a predicted model, not a curated record.
CAAGGCAGAUGCACGUUCAGCUGAGCAGUCUAUUUUAAUUUCAUUAAGUCGAUGCUCAUAGAACAGUGCGGCUUUAUUCUCUUUAUCUGCUGUAUAUAUUGAACGCUUUGCAAAAUCACGCUUGAUUUAUUUUUGGUUUUAUGUCAGUGCGAAAGACAAGGCUUGCGUAGUAUUAUUUAAAGCCACGGUAAUCGAGUAGCCUAGGGCUAAUUGUACUGAACGGUUUCAGAGUUCUUCAGACGACAAACCAGUAAGGCUAUUUAUUACUUGGGCUGCUUAUGUAACCACAUGAAAUGUAAAUGAUAGCUAUCUCGUGGGCGUUAAGUUUAUUACAGUGGCUACGUUGUUGUUGGAUUUUAUUUCAUUUAGUCGCUUGUUCCUCAUAGCCAGUGUUCAUGCCAGAUCUGCAGCGCUUUAGGUUGUACAGUAGCAUGAAUCCUUUGUUGGGAGGGAACGCGCUUCUUCAACAACAACAGCAACAAAAUCAAGAGGGACCCAGUCAUCCGGAUUCGCCAUCGGGCCUUUUGCCCGAAGCUGCUCUAGGUGGUCCAUAUCCAUCUAUCAUCCUCGGGGAGCAAUCAGGGCUGGGUCUAGAGAACAUCUCAUUUUCUGGGCCGGAGUUGACGGCAUCCUCCCAGUCAGGUUUGGCAUACCUGCAUCUAAAUAAUUCCUUCCACCGCUCAGCAGCGCAACCCCCUGCAGCUAUGGCUUUAAGAAACGACCUGGGAUCGAACAUCAGUGUCCUUAAGACCCUCAAUUUGCGUUUCCGAUGUUUUCUAGCCAAGGUCCACGAACUAGAGAGGCGUAACAAGAUUUUGGAGAAACAAUUACAACAAGCACUUGAAAAUAACUGCGGAGAGAACGGAUGCGGUGACGAUAGAAGGGGACAUACCAGGGAGAUUGGUGUACAGACCGGGUUUGUCGGGACCAUCCCAGUGAGACCCGGGUCCCUCCCUUUUCUAAACACCAACAAUGCUGCCAAACGCCCGACCAGUUUGUUUACACCGCCUCUCACCUCCGUGCUCAAACUGGAAACUAAUAAAUGUGACGAUGAAACAUCAACUUUAAACACUCAAGAUACCAAUUCGAACGCGAAUCCGACCAUCACUAUCAGCCUGUCAACUCCGACAGAGGCCUCCGCCAAUACCAACAACUCCAACAACGCGCCAAAUGUCAGCAGCGUCAGUACCCACACUGGGACCUCGCCAAAUCCUCCACCAAGAUUUCUACCAGGCACCAUUUGGUCAUAUAACCAUACCCGAAAACUUGGAUCGGGCUUGGAAACAAGGGUGACCAGUCCUGGUGUGUCAUGGGUCCACCCUGAUGGAGUCGGUGUCCAGAUAGACACCAUCACACCAGAGAUAAGGGCCCUCUACAAUGUCCUGGGCAAGGUGAAGCGUGAGAGGGAUGAGUACAAACGCAGAUGGGAAGAAGAGUACACUAUGCGUGUGGACCUCCAACAAAGAAUUGGUGAUCUUCAAGAGGACCUGCAGGAGAGCGAGGUGUGCCAGGACGAGCUUGCGCUCAGGGUCCAGCAGCUGAAGGCCGAGCUCGUCCUCUUCAAGGGCCUCAUGAGCAACAAUCUGUCCGACUUGGAGAGCAAGAUCCAGGAAAAGGCGAUGAAGGUGGACAUGGACAUCUGCCGACGCAUCGACAUCACAGCUCGUUUGUGCGAUGUGGCCCAGCAGAGGAACUGUGAGGACAUGACGGGCAUGUUUCAGGUGCCCAGCACUCAGUCUGCCAUCAACUGUCGCGCUCGGAAACAAGCCCCUCAGCCAGUCAGUGGCAGUGAGACGGAUGAGCCAAUGAGCACCUCAGAUAGUGAUGGGGGUGGAGCAAAGGACGAUGACAUCUGUAGUGCUUCAGCCAAUCAGAUAAAUGAGGAAAUGCAGAGAAUGUUGUGUCAACUGAGGGAGUGUGAGUUUGAAGAUGACUGUGACAGUCUGGCCUGGGAGGAGACAGAAGAGACUCUUCUCCUGUGGGAGGAUUUCCCAGGAUGCACCUUGCCUGCUGAAACACACCCACAGGGGGAGCAGGAGGAGUGUUUGGAGAAGGUGAUUAAGGACACUGAGUGCCUGUUCAAAUCCAGAGAGAAGGAGUAUCAGGAGACCAUAGACCAGAUUGAGUUGGAGUUGGCCACGGCUAAGUCGGACAUGAACAGGCACCUGCAUGAGUACAUGGAGAUGUGCAGCAUGAAGCGGGGACUGGACGUGCAGAUGGAGACCUGCAGGAGGCUCAUCACCCAAUCUGGAGACAGUAAAUCCCCCUCUCCAGUCCCUGGAGUCGCUGGAGGCCACGUGGACGAGGGCACUGAGGAUGCGGAAAGGGCGGUGGCUCCACCCGUCGAGGCUUCCAGUAGAUAGUAGACGAGGUCGCCCAGUGUGCAGAAGAGAAGAAGACAAGACUUCCACCACCCCUCAGCCCAUGCCCUGUCAUUAGCAUCAUUCUCAUGCCACUCGGGCUUGUCUUCCAGUGGGUGCCACAUACAUACCACUUUUGCAUAGGAGGAAUUUCCUUACACUGAGCUUUUGAAGGGCAGGUAACUCUGUUUAUUAUUUAGUGGAAUCAAAUAUAUGUAUGAAUAGUAA